AGUGAUAGAUAAUAGAACAUUUGGAUAUCAGAAUAUUGUGAAAAUAAAUGUUCGGAUAAAGGAAUCUUUACUGUAUAUACUACUUGUUUACUUCUCUCUUCCGCGCAUAAUCCUUGUGUGUGUUGUGUUAUCCCCUUUCACAACACACUCAUACUAGUGUACAAUUGCUGCUGGAAUUUCCAAGUUGGAAAUUAUGUUUGGCUUGAGUCCGGUAAUUCCAGAUAUUCUUAUGGUUAGUAUACGACCAGCGGGUACCAGUUGAGGAGCUGAAUCGUGACUUUCAAAGUUUCCUCCAUUAAUAUGAAAAAUAUUGUAAUAGCACUUUUUUUAACAAUUAGUGUACUAAAAACUGGACAUGGGCAAAGUUGGUAUUGUGGGUGAGUUUAAAUACUCCAAUACCAUUAAUUUUUUUUGCCUGGAUACAUUUCGAUGUAAAAAUGGAGAAUGUAUAGAAAGUACAUUAUUAUGUGAUGGACGACCAGACUGCAGGGAUAAAUCUGAUGAAACAACAGCUGAAUGUUCUAAACGAGGCAUUAUAUGCCCAUAUACUACAUUUCGCUGUGGAUAUGGUGCUUGUGUAGAUGGGGAUUCAACUUGUAAUGGAGUAAUAAAUUGCAUAGAUGGCUCAGAUGAAAACCCAACAUUAUGUCGAACAAUUUCAUCACCUACAAACUAUCCAGAACCACCAGCAACAUCUAUGGUAACAGAUACUGUCACUUCUUAUGUGCCAUCAGUAACUUGUAAAACACCACCACAACCACGAAACGGUGAUUGGAAAUUGCAUGAAUCACAAUGCCAAUCUGGAGAGCACUGUCAUGUCGGACAAGACUUUCAGUUUCAGAAAGGAACACAUUUGGUCUACAGUUGUAAUCGUGGAUUUAAGAUUAAAGGUUCUACUGAUGUAUUCUGUAGUAUACAUGGUGUAUGGUACAAAAUUCCUGAGUGUGAAGAGGUAUACUGUACAAAUUUAAAUUCAGCUUCAGUAGUUGCUGAUUGCAAAUACCCUGGUCGAGAUUAUGUAUCAUGCGAUUCAUCUAGACCUGGUACAAUAUCAACUCUAAAAUAUCGCGACGGUUAUGAUGGCAGAACACUGUCAUUACCCACAACUGUCAAGUGUAGUGAUAAUGGUGAAUGGAUUCCACAGCCACUAGGAUGUGAUUCAGGUCCGCUAAUAAAUAUAUUUAUUAAUUGGACUUCACAUGGUGUAAUAACACACAAAGCAGAAAAUAAUUUUAUUGGAAUAGAAAGGCUAAAUGAUAAAAUCAUUAUAUAUCAAAAUAAAGAGGAACUAUUUAAACCAGACAUUGAUGUUAGGAGUUUAGCAUAGAAUUAUUAUUCCACGAUAACAUAGCAUAAAUAAUAUUUGUACGUAUAAUCAAAAAUUAUCAAAAUUAUUUCCAGAGACUGAAAUUAAUGUUUUAUAC
Megalopta genalis is the source of this 1424-nucleotide messenger RNA. Its product is annotated as beta-2-glycoprotein 1. The record is from RefSeq and is a predicted model, not a curated record. Gene Ontology annotation, molecular function: protein binding. Lineage: Eukaryota; Metazoa; Arthropoda; Insecta; Hymenoptera; Halictidae. Gene Ontology annotation, cellular component: plasma membrane.